UCUGACAGUCUACGAGGAUUCAGUCAGAUAAACAGCGGCUACAUUUCCUAGAUGAAUGAGGGGACACUAACCUUUUCCUCGCCCUUAUCCCUUCGCGGAUAUAAAAGCUUGUGAGUUUUUUGUACACUCGUCAGUUUUGGUGCCAACAGAGUAGAUGUUUCCCAGCGAGGACAAGCUAGUGUUAGCACACUAGCUCUUUGUGUGGCUAGCUGCUAGCUGAGGGAUGUUUUGUUGUUGUUGAGCUGAGCAGCCCUCCCGUCGUCUGGGAGAGGAGAUCCAUCAGCUGUUUAUGGAAAACCGCCUUCUCGACACUGUCUCAUCCAUUGACGUUUUAUGUGAAAGUGGCCUUUAAAGCCGUGCUGCCAAACGUUAAGGUUAGUAAAGCUACAUAGAGAAAGAGGGGGCAGUUUGACGGACGAGGGAGGAGAUGGGAAACUGUCUGAAAUCUCCCACCUCAGAUGACAUUUCUUUGCUACAUGAGUCUCAAUCGGACCGGGCCAGCUACGGAGACGGUACCGAUCCCGACCAGGAGCCACCGCCCCCCUAUCAGGAGCAGAUUCAUGUUCCUGUCUACCACCCCACACCAAGCCAGGCCCGGCUGGCCACUCAGCUGACGGAAGAGGAGCAGGUCCGCAUCGCCCAGCGGAUUGGACUCAUCCAACACCUCCCAAAAGGCGUGUAUGACCCUGGACGGGAUGGCUCAGAGAAAAAAAUCAGAGAGUGUGUUAUCUGUAUGAUGGACUUCGUGUAUGGAGACCCCAUAAGGUUCCUGCCUUGCAUGCACAUCUACCACAUGGACUGUAUAGACGACUGGCUGAUGAGAUCCUUCACCUGCCCCUCCUGCAUGGAGCCUGUGGAUGCGGCGCUGCUCUCCUCCUAUGAGACCAACUGACACACACAUGCUCACACACUGACACACAUAAAUACACACUAAACAGAAAGCACACACUGCACACAUACAGAUAUACACACAAAAAUCCAUCUUGCUAACCUGUAUGCUGGAUAGUGAGGUGGUGAUACAAAGAAGUGGCAAUGGAAAGGAUUUCAGAAGAUUUAGAUUGUUCUGUGUGUGUUUUUGUGUCUUUGUGCCUCACAAAUUCCUCAGUUGACCUGCUGGACAGGAUUGGAGAUAAGAUCAGUUUUAGUGGCAAGGAUGAGCAUGAGAAGAGGAAAAGUCUGGAAAAAUGUAAAUACAGUAGAAGCGGAGUGGAAAGGAUGAUAAUUACUGGUAUUAUUAUGAAACCUUUCAAAGAUCUGCUUCUGUAGAUGCAUACGGACACACAAGCGUGCCCAGUCGACACUUUUUACUUCCUCUGAUUGAAGGGAAUGACAAAUACAGAAGGAAAGCCCUCAAACCACCUCAGUCGUCAGGCUGCAGACUGUAUUUGUUGGACUGCUAAAGGCCUGAUUACUGUAACAUGAAGCUGCAACACAGAGGAAACCCUUCAGAACAUCUGCCAGAUGCUCUAGAGUGGCUCUACAGACACCUGCUGCACAGUCAUAUCUGCUGCAAAACUGUAACACAAUGCAGAUAUGCAAUUUAAAGACUUCCAGAGAUGGACAACAGACUACAGACAUCGCUUAUUCACGACUCCCGGGCCUCGAGUUGUAUAGAUCUUAUUAAGAUUAAUAGGUGGAUUAAUGGAUUGUCCUGUGGCUUUGUGAAAUCUGUUGUGUGUUUGUUUUGUCAGUCAGCAUUAAGGGCUCUGUGGAAACAGUGUUUACCAACAAGACACAUGGCAAAAGAUAUUACGGUUACUAAUCUGAUAGAUAGCUGGGAGACUGUUGCUGUCAAGCUGCUGACUUGUUCACAGUUAAAGCUCAGAUUAAUCAGUGAACAGUACAACUAGACCAGCUGUCGAACCAGUGAUACAAAUCAGAGAUAUUUGCACUUCUUAAUCAGACUUGUGACAACAGUUGAACCAUAUGCAUUCAGUAAUUAUGUCACAAUGAUGUAUAUGAUUUGCUUUACCUACGUUCUCUUUAUAAUUAACCUGGUUUCAAUGAAAACCUCUUUUUCAGUGAUCAAGCAAUCAGAUAUGGUUUGUAGCUGCUUUAUUACAUAAAUCAAGCAGAUCAAUUAUUUCAGAAUUUGAUACCCUUAAGAUUUUCCAAAUGAAGAUUUGUAUAAAAUAACGCAUGAGGCUGGCAGGUGUCAUCAUGGAAAUACAGGACCCUCAAAGGGACAUGGAUGGAAAAAACGGCUAUGUUUCUGGGGUGUACUAGAAACGACCACAUAUUCAUGUGAAAAUUUCUUGCACUUGCAAGAAAGAUUCAUGUGCUUAGGAGAAAGUUUUGUGUGCUCAUGAUGUUUGUGAGUGUGGACAGUGUUGAGUCUCUAGUAUCUCCGACUCCCAGAAACAGCAAAAGACCACUAAGACCAUCCUAAUAGAUAAAAAGGCUAAUUUUAAAUAGUGACUGAGAGAAACUACUGUAAGAGGCACUUUAAUACUCAUUUUUUCCAUCUUAAAAGUUGGAUGCAUCCUUUACACCAGGGGUUAUGGUUACAUUUUACAAGGGCCAGCUUUUGUCAUGACAGAUGCUUUAGGAGCCGAAUUUUUAGCUAAAUUUAAAGCAAAUAAAUAUCACCUGUUUUUAGCCUAGAGAUCAGUCCCUACUGAGUUUACUUCAGCCAUCCACAAGGGGGCAGUUGAGAUAUUUCCUCUACCUUUUUUUGCUGAUAAUGGCCGACAGGUGGAUUUCCAUAAACAUUAAGUAAUUCCUGCUAAAAAUGCUUCCAUCUCCAUUGGUUUUGGGGUUCUUGAAUAGCUGUAGGCAUUUAAAAACACCAUAAAUACCAAACAUACUUUUUCCUUCUCCCAUUUUCUGCAUCUAAUAAUAUUCUGGGGACUGAUUUGGCUGUUUGGCUGCCAGUUGAUGAUCACUGCAAUACACCAUUGAGAACUAUAUACCAGAAUAAAAUGCUGAGUCAUGCACCAUUUUUACUGCUAGUUCAACUGCUCCCAUCACAUAUUUCAUGCAACUUCAAGCAACUGAAAAUUCACCUGCCACUUCACUGCUUAAAUAUGUAGGCUGGUGGCACCACUAACAGUCUUAGUCCCUCAUAAGAUCACAAUCCUGCAUUCAAAGAAAAUAAUGGUAUACUGUUAACUCAAUAAACCUUGCAGAUUAGUUCGACUGAAAAGACACUUUAGAUAAAGACAAGUGACCACAGAGCAGGGCAGUACAGCUUGAGUGUUUUGAGUCUGUACUUCACAUUUAUCACCACAGACAGAGAGCUUAACUACCAUACCUGUGGAUAGCAGGACUACAAACUCCACAUGGGAAAACAGCAUGCUGAAAAAAACACUACACAGCUGCACAGAAACUGCAUGUUGUUGACUUUGCUGAAAUCAUCUCACAGAAAGACAGCAAAAAUCCCUUUUCUCCCAGUAUCAGAAAACGUCUUGUUUGCCUGCACUAUUUCUUUUAAAGUACCUUGUGUGCCUGUAAUACCUUCUUGUGAGCACAAAGUGGUGUUUCAUAUACACUUGAAACAUAUGUUUUUCCUCCCUAUGUCCUAUUUUGGGCUCUGUUUUUGGAUGUCUAAUGAAGAUGUAGUCAUGGGUAUUGUUUCAGUGAAUGUGCCUGCAGAUGAUUAUUUAACUGAUGUGGUCAGAAUCAGCUGUAAAACAAUGCUGACUGAGUCUUUUUUUUUUUUUUUUUUUAGAAAUCUGACUUGCUCUCAUUUUUCCAAUUUAAGGCCUCAAUAAAGAUAACAUUUUCACAACAUUGUAAGAUUAUCCAAGUCACCAUUUACUACAAAAGCACAAUGAAUUUAAAUAGUUUGUUUAUAUUUUCCCUGGUAACUUGCCCUGUAAAUGAGCCAGAAGACUUUGAAUUAUGCAGGAAAUCCUAUAAUCUACCCCUGCAAAGUGGGCAUGAUGUUGAUUGCACACAAUUUGCAAAUAUGCCUUUUGUUAUCUCUUUUGUGUGUGUUUGUACCUGGCUGUAUAGCCUUUGUGUGUAUGUACCAGAAAGAUCAGGUUGGUGGUUGGAGAUGGCAGUCAGCACCUUAGUCUUUGCACAGAACUCUGAUCUCUGUCACUCUCUCUGUGUACUCCAUCAGUGCGGUGGAGCCUUAUGGCCUUUUAUUACUCAUGAUGAGGGUCUGAAUCAGCUGCUAAAAUUAGAAAAACCAGUGAACUGCAAGAAACAAAGAAGGGGAUUGUACACAAACUGUGUGGACUGCCAAUGCUUCUGCUGCUGAGCUGUCAUUGUACAUGUCAUGUCAAGAAGAAUACAAAAGUUGUGUCAAGAAAAAUGUUCAGCUACAUUGUCACAAAAACUAAUAAAAUUAUAAGUGUU
This is a messenger RNA of Cheilinus undulatus (humphead wrasse), 4308 nucleotides long. RefSeq names its product ring finger protein 11b (gene rnf11b). The transcript is spliced from 3 exons. The record is from RefSeq and is a predicted model, not a curated record. NCBI's taxonomy places the organism in Eukaryota, Metazoa, Chordata, Actinopteri, Labriformes, Labridae. Bases 428 to 892 code for a protein of 154 amino acids.